CCUGGCUGGGCGGCAGCGAGUUCUCCUCUGGCCCCGUCUGUAGAGCCCGCCUCGCUGCAGCAUUUCAACGAGAGUUUGAAUAUUUCCCCGAUUUCGGUUUUGUUAACGAUCAGCACAGACCCUCCCUGACUCGAACCCCACCCCCGUGAUGCGCUUUUCCAGGGAAACCCCCUGGAGCCCGCUGUUUGCAAACCCGACACUCCGCACUUGGUGUAUGAGAGUGAGAUUGAGUCGAGAGCCUGGCUAGGCCACAGGGAAACUGCUGCUUUCACUGCUCGAACCAAGGGGGAUGUAGAACAAAUACACAGCUCAGUGGCUAAAACAAGCAUAUUUUGGAACUGUGUUUAAUGGCCUUAGAACUUAAAGUUGAGACGUUGCCUUACAAAGGUGUAAUCUUGAACGCAAUUCUGUGUGUGUGUGUGUGUGUGUGUGUGUUGCAUUCUCAAUGAUCAAGUGGGACAGGGAAACGUGGUUUCAAAAUAGUAAUAAAUUGUGUUUAAGCUAGACCCUCAUAACCAAGCAAAGGCAUUUGAUUGCUCAGGACUUUAACCCAGUUAUGGGGACACAAUUAAAUCCUGUCCACACUACUUUUUUAAAAACACUGAUUUGACCAGGUCAAGGAAAAUCUUGUAGUUGGCUCUCCUAACUUUUGUUGUUCUUUUGAUGUGUACAUGGAAGUUUUUCACAGUGGAGGCAGGAGUUGGGAGUAGAGAAUUUUGCUGAUUGUUCUUCACUAGUGGGAGUGGGAUCAGGAUUUUGUCGUGUUUUUAAAAUUUUGUACAGUUGGAUAAGGUUGAUUUUGCUAUCUGUAUUAGUAUUUUUAUGGGAAUGGGCGUGGGUGUUUUACUUUCAUCCAUAAGCAUGGAGAAAUGAUGUUGCUGUAUCGUAGGAUACACCUGUAGCUACACUGCUGUAGUACUUAAGUGAGUAGACAUUAGCUAUUCUGACAGGAGGUGUUCUCCCAUCUGCUUAGGUAAUCCACUUCCCUGAGAGGCAGCAGCUAGGUAGACAAAAUAAUUUUAUAUAUGAACUUUAGGUCAGCUUAACUGCACUGUUCUGGCAUGUGGUUUUUUUCACACUCCUGAACUACAUCUUCAUGCUGACCCCAUUUUCUACCAGGUCUUAGUCUUUCCCCUCUUGCUUGCUUUGGAAGGGAGUUAGUUAAUGGAUUUAGCAUGUUUCAUUGGCAUAUUACACUCUCCUGCACGCGUUCUUUCUCCGUUCAUUCCUUUUUUGACUGAUUGUGUUUAAAGUCAAAGUUAGGCCAAAGAUGUAUAUAACAUCUUGGGAAAUGAAACAUAUUUUUCGUAGGGGGGGUUCUUUUAUUGAAUUGCUAACAUUAUAAUGCCAUUUGUAUUCCAAAUAUAUUUUUUUCGUAUUUGUCUUCAGGUCUGAAAAAUUUGUCUUGAUUUUCAUCAGUGUUCUCCAAAUAAAGUUAUAUUGCUUAUAUUAACAGAUAUAGUGAACAUUUUGUAAGAGCUGUCUUUAUAGUUUAGUUUUACAUACUAAACUAUGCAAUAAUUAAAUUCAUACUUAUUUUAGAGCUAUGUGAAACUGACUUAGGGUAGGUCUCCCCUAUUGCAGUUGUCAACCUAAGGUAUGCAACUCCAGCUACCUGAAUAAUGUGGCUAGAAUCGACAUACCUUGGGUUGAGUUACUUUGGGGGGUGAUAGGAGAAACUCAGGUUGACUGACUAACUCUUCUUCUCAGGGAUAUAGUACAGAGGUUGACUGGAGAGUGAUCUGCAGUUGUGUUAGUGCGUCAGCUGCUGGUCCAUCAAUCUCAAAGCAUUGAUCCUGGCUGUAGUGUAAGAUGUCCUUGAUCCUGAAGAAGUGGGCUGUGCCCACGAAAGCUCAUUAUACAAUCUACAUGUUUUGUUAGUCUAUAAAGUUCUACCAGACCAUUUGUUGUUUUUUAAGUUUAUUCUGUACAGACUAACUUGGCUACCCCCUGAAGCUUCUUGAUCCUUCAGUUAGAUCUGACUGUGCAGAUGGAUCUCAAUACCUGCAGAGAGGCUCAUUGAAGCCAUUAGGGUUCCACACAGACAUAUAGAGGUCUGUCUGCAUGGAUCUAGUUGUAGGAUCAGGGUCUUAAAGAGUAUUAAGUCAAAUCUUAUUUAUUCCAGAACAGGGUAGUUUUUAAAAUGCAAAUAAUAAAACUAAUGUGGUAUAUAAUUUAUAAGUGGUAGAAAGUCUAUCCUUGAUUCAUCUCACUACAUCUUAAAAAUCCAUUUGUUUUGAAAGCUUUCUCAGAUGACCAGAAUCAGCAUUUUCAGAAUGUAAGCCUUUCCUUUUCAGAAAUUCUUGUUUAAGCAUUAACAGUAUGCAAACAAAUACAGUACUGUCUUCCUGAUUUUGCAGGUGGACAGUUCUAGCACCAAUGCUGUUGGUAUCUCUACCAAAUUGCAUCAGGAGUGUUUAGUUGGGAGUAUCAAAGGAUGAGGUUGUGCAAGGAUGGAAUUGGAAUAUAUUUGCUGCUGGGUGUAUAUACUUGGGAAUGCACUGUGACUGAUGAGAAUUAAAGGCCAUGGAUGAAGAUGGACUUGAACUGCAGACACAUGAGCCAAACGCAUUCUUUGACCCAACAGGGUCUGAUGCAGCACAUAUGGAUGGAGAUCAGAUUGUUGUAGAAGUUCAAGAAACAGUAUUUGUUUCAGAUGUGGUGGACUCAGACAUAACUGUACAUAACUUUGUUCCUGAUGAUCCGGACUCUGUAGUCAUCCAAGAUGUCAUUGAGGAUGUUGUUAUUGAGGAUGUUCAGUGCUCAGAUAUCAUGGAAGAGGCGGAUGUGUCUGAAACUGUCAUUAUUCCUGAACAAGUGCUGGGCACAGAGGUAGCUGAUGAGGUUUCAUUAGCACACUGCACUGUUCCAGAUGAUGUUUUAGCUUCUGACAUAACAGCAGCAGCAUUGUCUAUACCAGAACAUGUACUGGCAAGUGAAUCAAUGCAUGUACCUGAAGUUGGGCAUGUGGAACAUGUGGUUCAUGAUAAUGUUGUAGAAGCAGAAAUUGUCACCGAUAGUUUGGGAGAAGAUGUAGUUUCUGAAGAAGUCUUGGUAGCAGACUGUGCCUCAGAAGCAGUAAUUGAUGCCAACGGAAUUCCCAUGCAGCAUCAAGAUGAUAAGGGCAACUGUGAAGAUUACCUUAUGAUUUCCUGCCGUCUUCAUCAACCAUCUGGGAGUACAGAGCUAUUUUCUCUUGAGGAGAUUCUUAAAGUGGAUGAUACUGGGAAGAUCGAACAUGAAGGUUCUGCUGAAAUCACCAUGGAAGCAGAGUCAGAAAAUGAUCCAUGUAAAGUGGACAGCAUUUGUCCAGAAGUCAUCAAAGUAUAUAUCUUUAAAGCUGAUCCUGGAGAGGAUGAUUUAGGAGGCACAGUAGACAUUGUGGAGAGUGAAUCUGAGAAUGAUCACGGAGUGGGACUGCUUGAUCAAAAUAGUAGUGUUCGUAUUCCCAGGGAAAAAAUGGUUUAUAUGACUGUAAACGAUUCUCAGCAUGAAGAUGAAGAUUUAAAUGUUGCAGAAAUUGCUGAUGAAGUUUACAUGGAAGUGAUUGUAGGGGAGGAAGAUGCAGCAGUAGCCCAUGAACAGCAAAUUGAUGACACUGAAAUUAAAACUUUUAUGCCCAUAGCUUGGGCAGCAGCUUAUGGUAAUAAUACUGAUGGGAUUGAAAGCCGGAACGGCACUGCAAGUGCUCUCUUGCACAUAGAUGAGUCUUCUGGACUUGGGAGACUAGCUAAACAAAAACCAAAGAAAAGGAGGAGACCUGAAUCCAGGCAGUACCAAACAGCAAUAAUCAUUGGUCCUGAUGGUCAUCCUUUGACUGUCUACCCUUGCAUGAUUUGUGGAAAGAAGUUUAAAUCCAGAGGUUUCUUGAAAAGGCAUAUGAAAAACCAUCCAGAGCACCUUCUUACUAAGAAGAAAUACAGAUGCACAGACUGUGAUUACACUACCAAUAAAAAAAUAAGUUUACAUAAUCACCUGGAGAGUCACAAGCUGAUUAAUAAAACAGAAAAGCUUAUUGAAUGCGAUGAGUGUGGGAAGAGCUUCUCUCAUGCAGGAGCUUUAUUUACUCACAAGAUGGUGCAUAGGGACAAAGGAGCCAACAAAAUGCAUAAGUGCAAAUUCUGUGAGUAUGAGACAGCAGAACAAGGGUUACUGAGUCGUCAUCUUCUGGCUGUUCACAGCAAGAACUUUCCUCAUAUUUGUGUAGAGUGUGGCAAGGGAUUUCGUCAUCCAUCAGAGCUCAAGAAGCACAUGCGAAUCCAUACUGGUGAAAAGCCAUAUGAGUGCCAGUAUUGUGAUUAUAGGUCUGCUGACUCUUCUAAUUUGAAAACUCAUGUAAAGACUAAACAUAGUAAGGAAAUGCCAUUCAAGUGUGAUAUUUGUUUUCAGACUUUUUCAGAUACCAAAGAGUUGCAGCAGCAUGUACUUAUACAUCAAGAAAGCAAAACACACCAGUGUUUGCAUUGUGACCACAAGAGCUCAAACUCAAGUGAUUUGAAACGACAUAUAAUAUCAGUCCACACAAAGGAUUAUCCUCAUAAGUGUGAUAUGUGUGAUAAAGGCUUUCAUAGGCCCUCAGAACUGAAAAAACAUGUGGCAGCCCAUAAGGGUAAAAAAUUGCACCAAUGCAGACAUUGUGACUUUAAGAUUGCGGAUCCGUUUAUUCUAAGUCGCCACAUUCUCUCAGUUCACACAAAGGAUCUUCCAUUCAGGUGUAAGAGAUGUAGAAAAGGGUUUAGGCAACAAAAUGAGCUAAAAAAACACAUGAAAACACACAGUGGCAGGAAAGUUUAUCAAUGCGAGUACUGUGAGUAUAGCACUACAGAUGCCUCAGGCUUCAAGCGGCAUGUUAUUUCUAUUCAUACAAAAGACUACCCUCAUCGUUGUGAGUACUGCAAGAAAGGUUUCCGACGGCCUUCAGAGAAGAACCAGCACAUUAUGCGGCAUCAUAAAGAUAUUGGGCUGCCUUAAAGUCUCUUUUGCAGACUUGUGGCUUGGAGUUGUAAAGGAUAUUGCUUUUCAGACAGCUUAUUUUAAAGCCAAUCACCUGCGAUUACACAAAGAAAAAAAAUAAACAAAAAUACUGUGCAUUUGAUUUAUUGCUGUAUACAAAUAGGAUUAUUGCUUCUAGUUGACUUUUAUACAUUUUGUUCAAUAGCGUGUUCUCAAUUCUAUUCAGUUUGUUUAAUAAAUGAGGAAAAGAUGGCAACAAUAAAGUUGCAUUUAAUAAAGUAAACCCUGUCUCAUACUGAAUUUUUCAACCGUAAUAGCUUAUUUAAACAUUUAUCUUACUGACUUUGUUGGUACUCACAGUGUCCAUGUUAAUGCAGUUUUGUUGUGAAUUUUAAAAAUAUUUUAAAUUUUCUCUUGAUAAUAUUGUCAGACAUGUAUAAAAUAACCUGGGGAAUUUUAAUGUCAAGAAUAAUGUUAUUAGGGCCAACCUGUUUGUCUUGUUUAGUGUAUUCAGAACUUAUGGCAAAUUAAAAACUUUACAUUUGAACAAUUCUAUUUAGUAUUGCUGAACAAAAAGUACAUUCUGCGUUUUAAUUCAGGUUUCCUUUACAAAAGAUCUCAUUCCUCCCUCUAAAACAAGUAAAAUGAUUGUUGGGGCAUUUUUUUUUAAUACACUCUGUGGAGUAAGAAUUUAUUCAUAAGUAUUAUGUUUAUUCUCUAUGCUGCUUUGUCUUUGAAUGGUUAUGUAUCACAAAAGAGUUUGGUUUUCUCAACUUCUACUGACUAACACCGAAAACAUAAAAUACAGCUAUUCCACUUACCUGGAUAGGUUGCAACUUUUGUGCUACAACUAAGUGUAUAUCCAAAUUGAAGACGAUUUUAUGUAUAAAAACAUGAAACAGCAGUAUUUGGGACAAAUAAUCACAUUUUUUACUGGGAAUUACUUUAGAAUAAAACUGAAGUCCAAUAGAUGUCUCAGACAAUUUUGCAGAUGUGUUAUUUAGAGAACUGCAAGUAGGAAAUAGUAGAAGCAGAUAAUUUUUAAGGAACAGAGGUCCAAUUUUCAUGCAGAUAUCCUUAAUAAAAAUAAUAAAUUAUAGGAAGAAACAUAGGAAGAACUGUUUCUAAAUAGAAUGUUUUUCAUGAACCAUCAGCAUCUGUGCUAAGCUGCUGUUUAUUAAAUAAUUAGUAUCCAGAAUUAAUCCAGUUUUUAUAGUCUGUUUAUAAACAAAUGUGAAGGCCUUACAAUUGUAUGUAAUUUUACCACUUGAAGUCUAUUGCUAAGAUAAAACUAUAAUCUAAUGUUGGUUACUAAUUGUUGUAUAAAUACGCAAAACACAGUCAUGUAUCUUGAGUUAACAAAAGGUAAAACAAAACUGAAUUACUUAUGUAUUUGGGCCUGAUUUGGCAGUCCUUAUCCAAACUCCCACUGAAGUCAGUGUUUGAGUAAGAAUUGAAGGAUGUGGCCCCAAAUGACAAUAGGAUUAGACAGAUCCUGCAAGUACUAAUCCUACCAAGUAAGUAGCACUUACGCAUAGGAGUAGUUUCAUUAUUUUUAAUGGAACUACUAACUGGGAGCAAGGGGAUGCAGAAGUUGACUCUCAGUCCUUAAUCAGACCCACAGUGAGUGAAUUUUCCUCUUUCAGAUGGUUGUCCUAAAUCUUUAUUGUUUUGUUUUUUUCAUUGAGGACAGCAAUUAUCGCUCAGCUACUCCAUAUGUUUUAUUGUAAGUGUAAACACUUGAGUUUAACUUGAACUUGUCUUUUCAGGCAAUGCUAAUGCUUUCUAAUGCUGUUUUUCCCCACACUUUUUUGUGAUGUCUGAUUAAUGGUGCCAGAUGUACUGAUCCAGCGCUACACUCGUUAAUGUUGCUAAUAAUAAAGAGGUUCUGAUCUUUUCAUGUGUAACUGGUGAGCAGACUCCUGUGCCUGUCUUCAGUGGAAAUGUGUGUGCUCACAGCAGUCUGCCUACAAGCUGUAUAUUGUAGGAUCAGGUCCAUAGUGUAUAAAAAAAACUUGGUGCACAUUUUCCAUUGAAAUUUUGUGAACUGUCUUUGUUCAGAUUAAUUUUUCUCAAGUGUUUUGCAAGUGAAAACCUGAAAAUUCCACAUAAAUUCCCACAAUAUUAUUAAGAAGUUCUAGCUAUUUUGAACUGUAUAUUUUUAAAUAAGCUGAAAGACAAAGAACACACAUUUUACACACUUUAUUUCUCUUAUAUAGUCUGGAAUCAUACACUUUUUUUUAAGCACAAUACUGAAACCUUUUUUAAAGGAAAAAUUAAGGAUUUGGUCAAGUGGAUUUUGUAAAAUGUAUUUGUCUGUAUAAAGAGAAAAUGGAUUUGUAGUUAUUGUUAAUGUACUGACAGUUACAGGCUAGUUUUAAUUCUUAAAUAAUUUGAUUAGCAUAUGCUAUAAAAUGGAUGUUUCAGUUAAAUGUUUUAAAAGGUACAAAUUUUUACAAGGACAUAAUAUAAAUUAUUGUUCUGUAGAAAUGCCCUGUUAAAUAUUGUAUGUCCCUCCCUCUGUACACUUUGUAAAAAAGAAAAAGAAAAAAACAAAAUACAUAGAAUCAUAUAGGGAUGUGUGACAUUAUUGUAAUUGUGUACUUGAUAAUAACGUGAAAAAAUAAAAAUCAGAAUAUUUUCUUGUUAA
Messenger RNA from Pelodiscus sinensis (Chinese soft-shelled turtle), 7603 nucleotides. The record is from RefSeq and is a predicted model, not a curated record. NCBI's taxonomy places the organism in Eukaryota, Metazoa, Chordata, Testudines, Trionychidae.